This is a messenger RNA of Carassius auratus (goldfish), 3978 nucleotides long. Its product is annotated as calcium-activated chloride channel regulator 4-like. The record is from RefSeq and is a predicted model, not a curated record. Bases 80 to 2794 code for a protein of 904 amino acids. NCBI's taxonomy places the organism in Eukaryota, Metazoa, Chordata, Actinopteri, Cypriniformes, Cyprinidae. The transcript is spliced from 15 exons. Gene Ontology annotation, cellular component: plasma membrane.
ACUGCUGUAAUUCUGUGGUGGAGGAGGAUGAAACGCAUAAUAAAUUAAAAUAAAAAAAAAGAAGAAGAAGUCAGUGGCUAUGGACUCAAGAUCGGUGUUUGUCUUACUAUGGAUGUUGCUGUCGUCCACCUCUUCUGCAAUCAAAUUAGAUGGAAAUGGUUAUGUCGACAUUAUAAUCGCAAUCGGUUCAAAAGUUCCACAGGAUGACAGACUUAUUGAUAAAAUCAAGGACAUGGUCACUGAAGGGUCGCUUUAUCUUUAUGAAGCAUUGGAUAAAAAGGUCUAUUUCAAAGAAGCUACAAUACUAGUCCCAUCACACUGGAGCAGCAAGAAUGUUACCAAAGCAAGAACAGAGUCAUUUGAUAAAGCAAAAAUAAGAAUUGAUAAUGCUGAUUCAACAUAUGGUGAUGAGCCCUACACUAAACAGUAUGGAGAAUGUGGAACUAUGGCAGAAUACAUUCAUUUCACACCAGGAUACCUCCUGAAUGACACAGUCAUCCAGCUUUACGGAUUAAGAGGAAAGGUCUUUGUGCAUGAAUGGGCUCAUCUUCGAUGGGGCGUGUAUGAUGAAAACAGUGAAGAAAAGCCUUUCUACCACUCUAAGGGCCGAAUUGAAGCUACAAGGUGUAGCAAAGAUAUUGAAGGUCAGUUUUAUGAAGAGAUUGCUGGAGGAUCUCUUCAACCGUGCCGUAUAGAUCCACAAACUUCACUACCAACCGAUAAAUGCAAGUUUUUUCCAAAAAGAAAUCAGAACACAAACAGCUCCUUAAUGUUCCUACCAAGUCUGGGUUCUGUGACCACAUUUUGUCGUGAAAAUGAGCACAAUAAGGAAGCCCCAAACCUACAAAAUGAUAAAUGUGGCAACAAAGCGACAUGGACUGUAAUCUUUGAGGAUUCUGUGGAUAAUGACACACUUCGUUCUCUGAAACCACUGCAGUCCCCUCCACCGCCACCAUCUUUCAAAGUUGUGCAGAGAGCACAGCGGGUCGUUUGUCUCAUCCUUGAUGUCUCAGGAAGCAUGCAAGGCGCUAGAAUUCUUCAACAGCGACAGGCUGCCACACAUUUCCUGCGGUACAUCAUUGCAGAUCAAGCCAGUGUUGGAAUUGUAACCUUUAGUACUUCUGCUUCUACUCUGCGAUCCUUGACUAUUAUUGACAGUAAAAACACACGAGAGACUCUUAUUCAAUCAUUACCAAAAGUGGCCGAUGGAUACACAAAUAUGUGCUUGGGCCUUACUCGAGGCUUACAGGAACUACAAAAGGACAAUGGGGAUGUAUUAGGAGAUGAAAUAAUUUUUCUGACAGACGGUCAGGCAACAGACAACAUUGCUGCUUGUGCUCCAUCUGCAAUACAAAGUGGUGCCAUUAUAAGCACAAUAGCUUUUAGCAACAGUGCAGCUAGUGCACUGAUAGAAAUGGCGAACAAAACUGGGGGAAUCUUUUUCAUAGCCAGAGAUGACAUGAUCUCCAACCAGUUAAUGGAUGCGUUUGCCUCGCUAACAUUAUCAACUGGUGAUUACACAAACGAACCAAUUCAGCUCGAGAGUGUUGGAGCAAGAACAUCUGGUUGGUUCAACGGGACAGUAUCAGUGGAUCAGACUGUUGGGAACAAAACCAGCUUUGUAAUAAUCUAUGAAAAAAGUUUUCCUAGUGUUUACAUACAAUCACCAAGUGGCUCAAUCUACACUCAGACAAAUAUGAGUCAUGAUGGAUCGCUCAAAAUAGUCACUUUAAACGUUCCAGGAACUGCAGAGCCUGGGGACUGGAAGUACAGUGUCCAAACCUCCUCAAAUCAGGCUUUCACUAUAACAGUAACGAGUCAAGCGGCACGUGCUGAUGUUCCUCCUAUUAUUGUAAAAACCCACAUGAACCAGCAGUUCAAUGACGGCUCUAAACCCAUGACAGUGUUUGCUGAGGUUAGUCAGAAUUACAGGCCUGUAAUAAAUGCUGAAGUGUGGGCUACACUGGAGUCAGAAACUGGGUCCGUGCAUACAUUGCAACUCCUGGACAAUGGAGCAGGAGCUGAUGCUUUUCAGGGUGAUGGAAUCUAUUCCAGAUAUUUCACAAAGAUGACAAAUGGGAGAAGCAGCUUGAAAGUAAGAGUGAAGAAUCAAGGUGGAAAAACCAGAUUUGCUGUCCAAAAAAAUAGUGGUGCCCCAUAUGUACCUGGAUAUGUGGUAAACGGUGUAGUGCAGCUGAACCCUCCAAAGCCUCCAGUUUCUGAGGAACCUCUUGAGGUGGGAAACUUCACCAGAACAGCCACCGGAGAGAGUUUUGUGUUGAAACUUUCAGGCACAACUCCACCGAACUUCCCUCCCAACAGAAUCACAGAUCUGAGUGCUGAGAUCCAGGAGGACACUGUGCUUCUCAGCUGGACGGCACCUGGAGAGGACCUCGACCAAGGAACAGCUAAAUCCUAUGAGAUCAGGUGGAGCUUUGACCUUGAUAUGCUUCGAAACAGCUUCAGCAAUGGUCAUGUAGUGAAUACAGCUGCCGUCUCUCCUCACGAGGCUGGAUCAGUUGAACAACAUUCAUUCAAUCUCAGUUUCCCAAUCCAUAAUGGGACCACAAUCUUCUUUGCGGUUCAGUCGGAGGACAAACAAAAUGCAAAAUCUGAAACCUCCAACAUUGCUCAAGCUUCAAAGAUCCUGCCUGAUCCAAAACCCCCAGGAAUAUCAAACCCAGGCGUGAAUUUAACAGUUCUUGUCAUCUCUCUGUGUGUGGUAAUUAUGGUUAUAUGCUUUAUUGUAGCUGUAACCAUAUGGGCAGUGAGACGCAGGAAUCUUGCUGUCUAAAGCAACACAUGACAUCAACAACUCAAAUAAACAUAAAAUCAAGCCUAUAUGCAUACUUUGAAUGAAAACAUGCAAUAACUUUUAAAAACAUUUCUUAAAACAAUUAUUUAGUUCAGACAAAAUUUCUUGGUUUCUGACCAUCUUUUUCAAGUGCAUGUCUAAUGUUGCCGCUAUUUAGCAUUUAAAAAAAAAAAACAUUUAUUCUCAAUCAACUAAUUUUUAAAUACAAAUCAGUAAAACCUUUCUGUAUUAAAUUAGCAUUGUGGUGAUUAGAAACACUGUUUUGUUCAUUUGUUAUUUGGAUUUCCAUAUUAUGCCUAGUUAAACAUAUAUUGAAAUAAUAAUAAAUAAAACUGUAUGCAUUGAUACAAGUUGUAUGCAUUGAUGGAGUUUGUUAUUGUAGUUAUACAAACAUAAGCCAAUGUGAUGUUUCACAGUCAUCAGUCUCAGAUCAGCAGCUCCAACAAUCUGUUUCCUCUUUUUAAAUAUUUAAUGAAAUAUACAUUAGAAUGAAGACCAUUAUUUACAUGUGUUUGAAUUUAUUAAUUAAUGGAAAAAUAACUGCAUCGGUAUGAAGCAGAUACUGCUUUGCUUCCUGUAAAGUUUAUAACUCUCAUCUGUUCAGAUGAAGAAGCAAACUUAUUUUAUGGCCUGUUUUGGGCAAAUUAUUCCUUUAAAUUGGGAAUAGCAGAAAAGUCCAGGACGAAGCAGGGCGGAGCAGAUCUACCACAUAAACAUCCUUAAAAAGUGGAUGGUGCACCCCGAGAAGCUUGCUGUUUUCACCCCAAAACCAGCCUAACUCUAAACUGGAUGUCCACCCAAAGCUGUCUAGGACACUAAAGAAGGAACUGGAGAAUUUGGUCAGUCACUUUAUCACCAACUCAUUGUUGGAAUCCACCUGUUUCCAAUCAGGAGGACUAUAAAAGAUGCAUUCACAAACACUCUUUGCUGAAUAUUCUUACUCUGUAACCUGUUUCUUAGUUCCUGUGUUUCCUUUCUCUGCCUUACCUUUGUGUUUUUGACCUUGAAUUGUUUACCUAAUUUUUAAUUGUUUGCAGCCUGCCCUGACCAUUACCUGUUUAUAGAAUUAUUAUUUUGUCUGUCCUGGAUUAUACCUGUUUGCUGGUGUUUGACUUUGUCUGUUUUGACCACUCUUUUAAAAUAAAGCCUGCAAAUGGAUCUUC